AUGGCAAAUAUCGGUGCAAGAGGAAGAGGCAGAGGCGGAGGUAUAAAUAGAACUCCCGCCCCUGGAACUGUCCGAUCAACGAGAGACGACAACGGCGGUGUACAGGCCACCGGCGGUGUACACACUUACGAGACCACCUAUACCUCUACUUUCCGAACAAAUGGUAAUAGCAAUGAAAGCUCUCUCCCUGGAUCGGAAUUUGGAAGUUCCCCAAAUUUCUCACAAGAAGGUUUUGGCCAAUUUGGAAGUUUCCCCGAUAUGCCUCCCAUGCCGAGAUGCGCAUUCACAUCAAUGAAUAAUCUCAUGGAUCACUUCGGUGGCUCGGGAGGUUUCGGAGCGUUUGGGUCAUUUGGUGAUGACAUUCCUAACCCAUCAGAUGAAAUGAAUGUCUCAAGUGGUGGUAGUGGCGUUUCCCAAUCUCCUCAAUCUCAACCUGCUCAAGGUAAACACCAUGAGGACAAGACCAUGGCUAAUAAUACCACAUCUGGCUCUGAGACCGCCAGCGACGUGGCUGAAGGUACGCGAUCGAGGACCUUGAGUCCUGAAAAGGAGGCAAAGUCGUCAGAGCAAGGUCCCGCUUCUACUGCUGCUGCGACGGAGGCCUCAACAUCAGGCCGAUCUAUGCAGCCUACAGUCGAGGACGAUCUCGAAGACUGGGAGGAAUUAUGA
This is a messenger RNA of Kwoniella botswanensis, 669 nucleotides long. RefSeq lists its product as uncharacterized. The transcript has 3 exons. The coding region runs from base 1 to 669 and encodes 222 amino acids. Lineage: Eukaryota; Fungi; Basidiomycota; Tremellomycetes; Tremellales; Cryptococcaceae. The record is from RefSeq and is a predicted model, not a curated record.